Messenger RNA from Paramecium tetraurelia, 782 nucleotides. RefSeq lists its product as uncharacterized. Lineage: Eukaryota; Ciliophora; Oligohymenophorea; Peniculida; Parameciidae. The transcript is spliced from 3 exons. The record is from RefSeq and is a predicted model, not a curated record.
AUGAAAUAAUAAUAGAUUCAAGAGGAUUCUGACUCAGAAUACAAACAAGAAGUUGUUGACAAAUCUAUCAAUGAUAAAGAGACUAAAGUCAAAGUCACCUAUAAAUAAGUCUAAGUUAGACCUGGAGUGUUGGAAAGAUAGAAAUGGGAAAAAUGGGGAGAGGUUUCCAAUCUACCAAGAGGCUAAUUCAGAGAAGGAGAUAUGCUUGUUGAAGCUGAAUUAAGAAUUUAAGCAGCAAAUAAUUAAGAGGAAUGCAAUUUUGUUAUCCCUCCUCCUAAAUAAUUGUUUGUGGUCAGUUUUGAUAAAGAGUCGUCUAAACCCUAAGCAAAUCAAUAAGUUGGUCCUCGUUAAAUUGGCUAAAGUAUCUAAUUUGAAUAGGCUCCUGCUUCCUCUUAAUGGUUAGUUAUUGUGUCUAAUCUUGUGCAAUUCGAAUAUGCUGAAACAUUCUAGGAUAUCAUAAGAGCUAAAGAUGAUUUCAGAGGAUGGUUGAGAAAACAAUUAGACUAAGAAGAAGGCAGAUUCAGUUAUUAUAUUAAUUUCUUGUAAAACAGAAGAAAGUAAAAGGUGUAUUCUUUGGAUGGUUUAAAUUCUCAUUAGCCUUUGAUCUAAAAGGUCAUGUUGAAAUUUUAGGAUAAAAACAGAGCAGAAAUUGCACUUGAGAAACUAAAUGGCAAGAGUUAUGAUGGUUGUAUUUUGCAGUUAGAAUUGUAAGAAUAAAGACCUCGUUGAAAGUUUUAUCGAUAUCAUUUAUGUUAAAAAACAUCGAAUUAUCACUUUUUCAA